This is a messenger RNA of Epinephelus fuscoguttatus (brown-marbled grouper), 1737 nucleotides long. RefSeq names its product FERM domain-containing protein 6-like. NCBI's taxonomy places the organism in Eukaryota, Metazoa, Chordata, Actinopteri, Perciformes, Serranidae. Gene Ontology annotation, biological process: positive regulation of hippo signaling. The record is from RefSeq and is a predicted model, not a curated record. The transcript has 13 exons. Gene Ontology annotation, cellular component: cytoplasmic side of apical plasma membrane; cytoskeleton. The coding region runs from base 1 to 1365 and encodes 454 amino acids.
AUGAGGACGACACAGAAGCGUCAAGUGUGUGUCCUCCUACCGAACAAGCAGCACUUGGACUGCACUGUUAUGGUUAGAUCCAGAGGCCACGAGGUGUUGGACAGUGUGUUGAAGCAGCUCGGUGUCAGUGAGCUCCAAGUCUUGGGUCUGGCUGUCCUCAGAGAUAAUGAAUACCUCUUUCUUGAUUUGGAGCAAAAGCUGAGCAAGUACUUUGGUAAAACUUGGAGCAGAGGAUCCUUAAUGGUGCCAUUCAUCCUGUUUCUGAGAGUGCAGUAUUAUGUAGAGAGUGGGCGGCUGAUAUUCAGCAGCAGAGUGCAGCAGCUCUACUACGCUGAGCUGAGGCAGACGGUGCUGCGCUCACAGAGCCGCCAUCAGGAAGCUUUGUUCUUCCAGCUGGCAGCUUCUGCUCUACAGGCUGAAGUCGGAGAUCUGCAGCCAAGAGCAGAGGGGCAUGAUGAAGAGGAGGGAGAAGAGAGAGGACGGAGGAGAAAACACAGACAUUACUUUCUUCCUGAGGAUUACUUCCCCUCUUGGCUGAUAAAGCGUCGUGGGCGAGACUUCCUGCUCCAGCACUGCCCGGUGUUACACACUGAGCUGAAAGGUGUGACGCGCAGUCAGGCUAUCCUGCAGUUUAUAAGAGAGGCCGUCAGCCUGCAGGACGGACCAGUCACCUUCUACAGGAUGAGACAGGAAAAAAGAGAGGUGAGAAGUUCAAUCCUUCUGGGUGUGACGCUGAGAGGAGUCCAUGUCUAUCAGGAGGUGGAGGGGAAACAGUGCCUGUUGUAUGAUUUUUCCUGGAGCAACAUCGAGCGCCUCACCUUCCAGGGCAGCAGGUUUGAAAUCACUGCAGUGGGCUCUCUGUGCCUCUCUAAGCUGGUGUAUUACACUCCGUCAGCCUUCCACUCCAGACACAUCCUGAGGCACCUCACUGACAGUCACCGGCUCUACAUCAGCACCAGAGAUGCAGUCAGCUACAUCCAACAGCUGGAGGACAUGCAGGUCAGUCACUCCUAUAGAGAGGCCUACAUCUGUGACACAACACGUCUAGCACACAGACUCCGGAGCAACAGCCUCACGUCCUCCAUGUCUGACUGCAGCAUUGCAGUCGAAACAGCAGCAACCUGGUCCAAAGAGGAGGAGGAGGAGGAGGAGGAGGAGGAGGAAGAGGAGGUCACAGCAGAGUUUGAGCUUUGUGUGGACGAACCCGAAGAGUUAUUUGUCGACGACUCAGCCGAGGUGUUGUGGCUGUCUGAGCUGUCUGUCGAUGGACCUUUGAUGUUACCCUCCUCUUACUGGGCAGCUGUCGCCAUGGAAAUGAAACAGGUUCUGAGGAGGAGGGCUGAUGAAGAGGUUUCUGUGGACUGAUGUAGAGCCAGAGGCGAGAGGGAGUCAUCACAGGCUCAGGACAUGAACUAUAAUGUUACAGCUUUCAUACAUCAUAGACAUGAUAGAUCAUGUCCCUAAAUUAUGCUUAUAAUUACUGAACAUCCAGUGCAUCAUGAGGUCAAACAUGCCUUUAACACAGUGUAUGUUACUAAUAAUAAAAUAAUAAUUAUUUCAGCGGAGAAAAUAAUGAGCAAUAAACGAAUAAAAUCUGGUAAGCAGUUUCUUUCUCUUUAGUUUAACCUGCACAUUAUUAGUUUAACUUUAUCCACAUUAAGAUGGACAUUUGUUUAAUUUGAAGUUCUAAUUUUGUGUUUUCUUUCAGAUUCAACCCAUGUGUGUUUGCCCCCCCCC